CUUGAGGUUACAACUUGGCCAUCCAAGAAAAGACCAAACAUGUGUGACGACGACGAGACCACCGCCCUGGUGUGCGACAACGGCUCUGGCCUGGUCAAGGCUGGGUUUGCCGGUGAUGACGCCCCCCGUGCUGUCUUCCCAUCCAUUGUUGGACGCCCCCGUCACCAGGGUGUGAUGGUGGGUAUGGGUCAGAAGGACAGCUAUGUGGGAGAUGAGGCCCAGAGCAAGAGAGGUAUCUUGACUCUGAAGUACCCCAUCGAGCACGGCAUCAUCACCAACUGGGACGACAUGGAGAAGAUCUGGCACCACACCUUCUACAACGAGCUCCGUGUGGCCCCUGAGGAGCACCCCACCCUGCUCACUGAGGCCCCCCUCAACCCCAAGGCCAACAGGGAGAAGAUGACCCAGAUCAUGUUUGAGACCUUCAACGUCCCCGCCAUGUAUGUGGCCAUCCAGGCUGUGCUGUCCCUGUACGCCUCUGGUCGUACCACCGGUAUUGUGCUGGACUCUGGUGAUGGUGUGACCCACAACGUGCCCAUCUAUGAGGGUUACGCUCUGCCCCACGCCAUCAUGCGUCUGGAUCUGGCCGGUCGCGACCUGACUGACUACCUGAUGAAGAUCCUGACUGAGCGUGGCUACUCUUUCGUCACAACUGCCGAGCGUGAGAUCGUGCGUGACAUCAAGGAGAAGCUGUGCUACGUCGCUCUGGACUUUGAGAAUGAGAUGGCCACCGCUGCCUCCUCCUCCUCCCUGGAGAAGAGCUACGAGCUGCCUGACGGUCAGGUCAUCACCAUUGGCAACGAGCGUUUCCGCUGCCCCGAGACACUCUUCCAGCCUUCCUUCAUCGGUAUGGAGUCUGCCGGCAUCCAUGAGACCGCAUACAACAGCAUCAUGAAGUGCGACAUUGAUAUCCGUAAGGACCUGUACGCCAACAAUGUGCUGUCUGGUGGUACCACCAUGUACCCUGGUAUUGCUGACCGUAUGCAGAAGGAGAUCACCGCCCUGGCCCCCAGCACCAUGAAGAUCAAGAUCAUCGCUCCCCCUGAGAGGAAAUACUCUGUCUGGAUCGGUGGCUCCAUCCUGGCCUCUCUGUCCACCUUCCAGCAGAUGUGGAUCAGCAAGCAGGAGUAUGAUGAGGCAGGCCCCUCCAUCGUCCACAGGAAGUGCUUCUAAAUCUUCAAGCAGCACCAACAAAACAAAACAGCCCAACCCCACACCGACUGCACCAGCUUUACUUUCAUCUUCAUUUCUACUGUACCCUUUGCUGUAUAUACAUGUACCGUUGUAAUAAAAAUAGUUGCUUUUAA
Molecule: messenger RNA, 1307 nt
Organism: Scomber scombrus (Atlantic mackerel)
Lineage: Eukaryota; Metazoa; Chordata; Actinopteri; Scombriformes; Scombridae
Gene: actc1a
Product: actin alpha cardiac muscle 1a
Exons: 8
Coding region: 40-1173 (377 amino acids)
Source: RefSeq, a predicted model, not a curated record